AUGACAACGGCGGAGGCGAACGGGUGCAGCGCCAGCCUUGCGCCAUCCGCUCAACUGUUUCCAGGAGAGUCAGAAGCUGGUCCCAGCAGUCGACCCGACAGUGGCCGCCACCACUGUCCGUACGAUGAAUGCACCAAGAGCUACAUCAAAGCAUCUAAGCUGGCUCAACAUGUUCGAAGUCACACAGGCGAACGACCUUUCGAGUGCAAUCACCCAGGAUGCGAUGCCAGCUACAUGCGAAAUGAGCAUCUCAAGGCGCACCAGCGCCGUCAUCAGGAUCCUUCCGAAAAGCCUUUUGCAUGUCAGGAAGAUGGAUGCAAUCUCAAGUUCUGGACCUCAAGUCAGCUCAAGAAUCAUGUCCAGGCUUGCCACGCUGACCAUCUAUCCUCCAUCACAGGCACAAGCACACAGGACUACCCAUGCACCGAGCCUGAUUGUGACUUAAGCUUCUAUAAGCGUAAGCAGCUGCGUCAACAUCUACGAGAUCAACAUGGCGGCCUUACUGUACCCGAUCAAAGUAUCGAUCCGAUUGGCUCGCACCCAGAACAUCCGGAGCUAUCUGCCGCGGAGCUCCCCUUUGCCUGCCAGCAUCCUGGCUGCGGAAAGCGCUUUCCCACCAACUCGAAACGCAAGACGCAUUAUCGGACGCACGAGGACGGCAGAUACACCUGCUCUAUGCAUCAUGAAUCACCACAAGAAGCCGCAAGUCCGGCUCAAGCACCCUACAUCUACACAUUCUCAACCUGGUCUGCAUUACAGUUACAUAUGAAGGAAGCACAUCCGCCAAUUUGUCCAUGGCCGGACUGCAGCAAGCAAUUUCAGCGUCAGGACAACCUUAGGACGCAUUAUCGAAGGCACGAGCAGCGCAAGCUACGACUAGAGAUUGAAGCAAAGGUGCUAGAAGGUAGUCUCGAGAACGAGCUCAACCAUCUACGAGCUGAGUCGUCAGACGAUAGCUAUGCGUCCUCGUCUGAUGAGGAGGAAGAAUCCACAUCUCCCGAAAGGCAUGGAGACAAGUCAGUUUCGAAGGCCGGAGGCGCAAACGGCAUCAAUUUACAUGCCGAUGGACUCACGCCAUCGGCACAUCCAUCAGACGAACUGCAGCUCUCGUCAACACGGCAGACAAGCCCAAGCACGACACCAACACAAUCUUCUUCCCUCACCGAAGAACAACUCGUGCACAAAGCUGCAAAACUGCAUACUACUCGACCACGCAGGGGCGGUGUAUUUCGGGAUCUAAGCUCUCCUGCUCUCAGCGUGGUCACCUCGCUGUCAGGCAGAACAGGCUCGGCCCUUCACGGGAGUGUCGCAACAUCAGUGACCAGCGGUCGAGACUCGUGCAAUGCUUUCGCGUGUACAUGGAAUGGAUGCAGUAAAGUUUUCACUCGCAAAUCGACCUUGUCCAUCCACGUUAGGACCGCCCAUCUCGGCGAAAGGCCCUUCGAAUGCUCUGACUGCGGUCGUCGAUUCGCGCACAAGCAUCUUGUCUCGCGUCAUCGUCGAGUCUGUACAGGUAUCCGUUCCUCGCCUGAGCAGACACCGAACGCUGGGAGCAGAUUGCGAUUUUCAACCUCUACCAACCAUUCUCCGGGUAACGAAAGCUUCGUCGGCUCUUCCAAAAGCGAGAACGAUGCCGAUGACGGGACGGACUCAGAUGCGUCUGCACAAGCGGCACUCAACGAUGAAUCUGACUCCAAUGGGGUGACUGCCACUGCUCAUGCUUGGCAACAGGCAACAUCCACGCUGAAACCUCGAUUGCUCGACCUGCUCACUGGUCAAGGCUAUUCAGCUGCCCAGAACGCAUCCUCGAAACGUAAGGUUCAUGAAGAGGAAGGAUCUUCUGUCAAGAAAAGGCGAACCACGCGAAACCGCAUUUUUUCCUGUCCAUGGACAAAGAUUCGCAAAGAGCUUGAUCAACAGCUGCCAGAUCCUGCUCUGAGGCCAUCUUCCGAAGAAGAUGAGCCACAGAACCAAGAACAUAAUGAUGAGGGAACCGCGUGUGAGCACCGCUUCAAGCGACUUUACGAUCUUCGGCGCCAUCUUCGAGCGCAACACGGUCUGGACCUGACUCCAGACGAGCUCUCGGCCAUCACAAGGCACACAGCAUGGACUGGUGUACAAUAG
Molecule: messenger RNA, 2124 nt
Organism: Ustilago hordei
Lineage: Eukaryota; Fungi; Basidiomycota; Ustilaginomycetes; Ustilaginales; Ustilaginaceae
Exons: 1
Coding region: 1-2124 (707 amino acids)
Biological process (GO): central nervous system development; regulation of transcription by RNA polymerase II
Cellular component (GO): nucleus
Molecular function (GO): RNA polymerase II cis-regulatory region sequence-specific DNA binding; DNA-binding transcription factor activity, RNA polymerase II-specific
Source: RefSeq, a predicted model, not a curated record